AUGGGUCAAGAUGUUGCGCAUGCUAAGGCCCUCUUGUCUAAGCUCAUGGAUAUCCCCUACUCCGACCUAAGCUUGUUCUGCGAGGGGAAGCUUAUGUUUGACCCGCUCUCCUUCAACGACUUCCCGCAGUUGGGCUCUUCGACAGUGAUGGACAUCGAUGUUAAAGUGAGAACUCCUACGAUGUCUCAGUUGCUUGGAUUCUUUCAGAUCACGACGAAAUAG
This is a messenger RNA of Perkinsus marinus ATCC 50983, 222 nucleotides long. RefSeq lists its product as hypothetical. NCBI's taxonomy places the organism in Eukaryota, Perkinsozoa, Perkinsida, Perkinsidae. The coding region runs from base 1 to 222 and encodes 73 amino acids. The record is from RefSeq and is a predicted model, not a curated record. The transcript is spliced from 2 exons.